This is a messenger RNA of Pieris macdunnoughi, 747 nucleotides long. The record is from the annotation of a GenBank genome assembly. Lineage: Eukaryota; Metazoa; Arthropoda; Insecta; Lepidoptera; Pieridae.
AUGGACCGCUGGAUCGGAAAGACGGCUGUUGUUACUGGCGCAAGUGCAGGCAUUGGCGCUGAGAUUUGCGUUCAAUUGGCUAAUUCCGGCCUAAAGCUCGUCGGGUUGGCCAGACGAACGCAACUUGUGGAUGAACUGAAAACACAAAUAACAGGCUCUGGUAGUAUUCAUUCGAUACAAUGCGACAUUACCAAGCAAGAAGACGUCGAAGCAGCAUUUAAGUCAGUGGAAGAGAACUAUGGAGGCACACACAUACUCGUCAAUAAUGCAGGAGUCAUGUAUCCCGGAAAUAUUAGUGAGUUCGGAGACUCACCCGUAAGCUGUGAUGAAAUGUUAUCAACAAUCGACACCAACGUGAAAGGUCUGAUACUAUGCACACGACACGCUCUUAAUUCUAUGAAAACUCAUAACUUUAAUGGGCACAUCAUUAAUAUAUCCAGCGUUGCGGGUCAUUACGUGCCAUUUUUACCUGUGUUUAACUCAUACCCAGCGAGUAAGUACGCAGUGUCGGCCUUCACACAGUCACUUCUCAACGAAUUAGCGCAUUUGAACAGCAAUAUUAAAGUUACGAGCAUAGCGCCGGGGCUAGUGAAAACCGAUAUGGUCGAAAGGGAAGGUAAAACUUUAGAUGUACCGAUGCUGACUCCAGGAGAUGUAGCUGAUGCGGUGUCUUAUGUACUCUCCACUCCCCCUAACAUAAAUAUAAACGAGCUUUCUCUGUGCCAUGUAUCGGAGAAGAGGCUGUAA